AUGGAGAGUGACAGCUGCCUUUUCCUGUCAGAGUGGGAGGCGGCGCGUUGCAGGGCCCAUGCGGUGCGUCGCAAGUGGGCUGAAGACGAGUUGUGCCGACAGCAGCUGCAGAUUCAAAGCGGCAGCACUUCCUUGCAGGCCUGGCUGGGUGUCAUGGAGACGCAGAAGAAGGUGUUUGAGGUCGCCGCAACUACCACAGCUCAGGCUCUGAAUGACAUGGAGAGUCGAUGGAGGCCUGUGCGGUUGGAAGCCAUCGAUGGUCGAGCUGCUGCCUGGCUCCUGAGUGCAGAGCGCACGAAUGUGGCCAGCCUCAAAGCUCGAGCAGCACAGUGGGCGGCAAUUCCCUCGGGAGGUGCUGAGCUCAAGCAACGCCAGGAGGCGCUGGCGGACCAUUUGCAAAGCCAAGUGGUAAAUGCUGUGCGAGUAUGGGAUCAGGCGCAUGCUGCGGCGGAAGCUGCAUGGAAUAGUCACCAUCAGCGUGUGGAAGAGACGACUCGAGCCAUCUCUCAGGAAAAGGCACCGCCGGAUUCCUGGUUGAGCGAGGUGCGCUACCGCGAACAGGCCCUCAAACAUCUUUCUGACCAAGCGGCUGCAGAAGACUUACUUGUACGUUCGGCUUCGACUUUGCAUGACCUGGAAGCAGAGCGCGCCGCUUACUGGAAAGCCUUCGCGGAGGCAUACCGGGCGUGUGCUGCGAACGCCGGUGUGGCGCUGCCUGGGGAGGAUUGCCUCAUCCUGCUGGCAGAGGUGCCCCAGGCAAGCCUGCCCGAGGUGCCCGGAAUUCCGAGCGCUGGAGGGGCUGUGUUGCAGCGGGUUCCAGCUGCCAUGGUGGCUCCUGGUGGAAUCUUCGGCCUGGGGGGUGGGGGAUGGAGGGAAGGAGCGACGCUUGUGCUGACCAUCCAUGGCUACUUGCACCUCUUCUACACGGAGGCCAAGGUUCCUACCCCGACUUGCAAGGAUGGGCCAGAAUUGGUGGAAUCAGACAUUCAGGCGUCGGUGUACGCGCCCAUGGCAACAAAGUGUGUCUUUCAGCGGCGUGGGAAGGAGCUGAUCUUGGAGUUGGCUGAGCCAGAGGCGACGCCGCCGGAAGGGUCGCCGGCGAAUGAGAAGCCUUCAGCGGCUGCGAGCUUGAGGAAAUGGUGGAGUGGCAAAGCGGCGGAGCCGGUUCCACGGCGCAUUGUGGCGCGCCUCUCUGAUGCGGACCAGUUCAAAGAGCUCGAGGGGCGGUGCCACGAGUUCGUCCGCAAAGGCCACGCCCUGCGUGCGGCGACGCCACCCCGAGCGGGUGCCUCGCCCACAGGGCCCAUGGUGGCGUUGCUGCGGGACAUCUCCAUGAGCAUGGCUGGGGUAAAUGCCACUUGGAGCUCUCGUGUUGCUUUGGGCUUGAUGGAGGCGUGCAAGCAGAGGGAGAUGUCAUUCGGAUACAUCGAGUUUAACCACUGCUCCAGCAAGUUCCGUGGUGUGGAUGGUUCCUUUUUCAGCCAAGAUUACGAGGCGCUCUCGGACUUGGCCAUGCGCCUGCAGUGCAACGGCUGGACUUCUAAGGGCACAAGAAAGCUGGGUUGA
This is a messenger RNA of Symbiodinium natans, 1566 nucleotides long. The record is from the annotation of a GenBank genome assembly. Lineage: Eukaryota; Dinophyceae; Suessiales; Symbiodiniaceae.